Molecule: messenger RNA, 569 nt
Organism: Suillus paluster
Lineage: Eukaryota; Fungi; Basidiomycota; Agaricomycetes; Boletales; Suillaceae
Exons: 2
Coding region: 99-518 (139 amino acids)
Biological process (GO): protein targeting to vacuole; late endosome to vacuole transport via multivesicular body sorting pathway
Cellular component (GO): fungal-type vacuole membrane; Vps55/Vps68 complex
Source: RefSeq, a predicted model, not a curated record
GGGAGGGCGCGGGCAAAGCUAGGAAGUAAACUCCCACGGAUCCGAUAACCGCCUGUGACAAGCACAGCAAACGCCUACCUCGUCUUCUUCACAACCCCAUGUCGCUCCCUCGCUCAGACUAUGACCCUCGCAGGGUAUGUUUAAACCCAUUCCCAGAUCUCAACUUAAACUUGGGAAAACAUCGCCGAACUGUUGGCAUCUACCUCGCAGGCGCUUUGUUCGCACUUGCAAACUGGACUUUCCUCGACGCUGCUAUCUUGUCUGCACAUGCCCAUCCACCUUAUGAGGAUCCUCAGAUCCCACCUCCCGUGCAUGUGCAGUUCGUUGAUUGGGUGCCAGGAUUCUGCUCGCUCCUUGGCAUGGUUAUUAUCAACUUGAUUGACAAGGAUAGGAUUCGAGGAGAUGGUUAUGGUGAUUCUACGGCUGUGUGGAGGGCACGCCUUUUCUUGUUCAUCGGGUUCGCUUUCAUGGCUGGCGGACUGGCGGGGAGCGUGGUAAGCCUUGACUUUUUUGUUUGACGCCACCGGAUACUCAAUAUCUCGUCUAGUCUCUUCUCGUGCUUAAAUACG